Molecule: messenger RNA, 1518 nt
Organism: Vicia villosa (hairy vetch)
Lineage: Eukaryota; Viridiplantae; Streptophyta; Magnoliopsida; Fabales; Fabaceae
Exons: 1
Coding region: 1-1518 (505 amino acids)
Source: RefSeq, a predicted model, not a curated record
AUGAAACUUGCUCUUGGUGCUAAGAACAAGUUUGCAUUCAACGAUGGUUCCAUUACUCCACUCGACCUAGAUGAUCUUAAUCGUAGUGCUUGGGAACGAUGCAAUUGCUUAGUUCAUUCAUGGAUCAUGAAUUUUGUUACACCUCCAAUUUCUCAAACGACCGUGUUCUUGGAAAACGCUCUUGAAGUUUGGAAUGAUAUUCAAGAACGUUUUGCCAAAACUGAUCGAAUUUGUGUCUCUAAUCUUCGUCUUGAGAUCAAUAAUCUCAAACAAUGUUCGAAAUUCGUGCUUGAUUACUUCACAGAAAUACGUGGAUUGUGGGAAAAGUUGAACUCUCAUAGACCACUCAUGGCAUGUACAUGCAUCCAUCAGUGCAGAUGCCAAGCUAUGAGAUCUGCAAGAGAUUUUCGCAUUGAAGAUCAGGUAAUUCAAUUUCUUACUGGAUUAAAUGAUAAAUUUUCUGUUAUCAAAACUCAGGUUCUUUUGAUGGAUCCGCUACCAUCCAUCAACAAUAUCUAUUUUAUGGUUAUUCAAGAAGAAAGCCACACUAUUUAUCUUCUUGCUAAACAUGAUCCAUCUUUAGCUCUUGAAGAAGUGAACACUCUAGUUAAUGCUUAUGAUUCAAGAAAGUAUCCUGAUCAAAGUAAGGCUUCGAGCCACAAUGGUGGAUCUCAAAGUUCUAAGGGAGACAACAUAUUAUGCACCUUUUGCAAUAGAACAGGUUAUAUAGUGGAGGUUUGCUAUAGGAAACACGGAUUCCCUCCAAAUUUUGGUAAGAAACAAGUUCCUGCUAAUGCUACUACUACCAAUAAUGGAGAUAACACAGUCAUUGCUCACAAUGGUGAAAAAGGUGUCUUCAAUAACCAAAAUAUAAAUAUUUCUCAAGAGCAAUAUUCUCAGUUGAUUAGCUUGUUGCAGCAAACAAACUUGACUCCUCAUGCCUCUAGUUCCAAUAAGACCUCCACUUCCAAUCAUAUUUCCACUUCUCUAACUCAUUCUGGUCAUACAUCAUAUGAGUUAUCAGGUAAUUCAUAUUCUUUGAUAGCUUCUUGUUCUACUCAAAAUAAGUCACAAUUCUGGAUCAUUGAUUCUGGUGCCAAUGAUCAUGUAUGUUCCUCUAUUAAUUGGUUUAGCCCUUGUCACAACAUCCAGCCAGUUAGUGUUUUUUUACCUAAUGGCUCUAUAGUUAUAGCUAAUCAAGCUGGUACCGUCAAAAUUUCACCUGAAUUAUGCAUUAACAAUGUUCUAAACACCUCUUAUUUCUCUCUUAAUUUGUUAUCUGUGUCAAGAUUAUGUGCUUCUAACCAUUGUGUCUUUCAAUUUUUUGCUGACAAAUGUGUUAUUCAAGACCUGACAUCCCAGAAGAUGAUUGGUUUGGCUAGUCAGAUUGAAGGGCUAUACAAACUGAAGAUUGAUGAUGGUUGGCUUGCUAAGAACUUUUCCCUUAAAUCCAAAAUCCAUAACUUUCCCUAUAUCAUUCUGUUGUAUCUAGUACCAGCAUUAACAAUUGUAACGUGA